UUUAAAACCUUAUUAAUCAAAAAGCCCCGUCCCUCCCUCUCCAUUGUUCAAAUUGGAGCAAUUGCUGGGCAAAUGUCCACAGCUUAUUCAGUACCUAGCUUGGUAACAUCUUCUCUAUACAAAACCAAUGGAAUUGUUUUCCAUGAGAUUGUAGUACAGAUACUACAAUUAUUUUCAUCAAGUCUAUUUUCUGAAAUGCUCAAGACAAAACCUUCAUCAAGUCUAUUUUCCCGCUACCUUGCUUUUGCAGAACCAAAUGUUCUCCACCAUUCUCUAACAGAAAAACUCUUAUAUCUAUUGAAGCAAUGCCUAUCUAUGAAGUCACUACUACAAAUCCACACCCAAAUGAUCAUAAAUUCAAUACCCAAACCCAACUUCCUACUCUCCAAAAUUAUUGAAUUCAAAGACUUCAACUAUGCCUCUCUUCUCUUUGCUCAAAUACCCUAUCCCAAUGAUUACGCCUUCAAUAUCAUGAUCCGAGGCUUAACUACCAUAUGGAAAAACCACUCUCUUAGUAUUCAAUUAUAUUAUCAGAUGAAGCUUUUAGGCCUUAAACCGAACAAUUUCACUUAUCCUUUUGUGUUCAUAUCAUGUGCGAAUCUUUUAGCACUGAAACAUGGCCAGAUAGCCCAUUCUAUGGUGUUUAAGGUUGGUUUGGAUAAUGAUGGUCACGUGAAUCAUUCUUUGAUAACAAUGUAUUCAAAGUGUAGUGAAUUGGGGUAUGCAUGGAAGGUGUUUGAUGAAAUUUGUGACAAAGAUUUGGUGUCUUGGAAUUCGAUGAUUUCAGGGUACUCGAGGAUGGGUUUUGCACAAGAGGCAGUGAGGUUGUUUAUGGAAAUGAGAAAGCAAGGACUCGAGCCUGAUGAGAUGACGUUGGUGAGUGUUCUUGGGGCAUGUGGAGACGUGGGGAAUUUGGGUUUGGGGAAGUGGGUGGAGGAGCUUGUUGCUGCGAAGAAGAUAGCGUUGAACUCAUAUGUGGGGUCUGCUUUGAUUGACAUGUAUGGGAAGUGCGGAGAUUUGAUCUCGGCGAGGAGAGUCUUUGAUGCCAUGGAAAAGAAAGAUGUUAUCACUUGGAACGCCAUGAUCACAGGAUAUUCACAGAAUGGAGCAUCAGAUGGAGCAAUUACACUUUUCAAUUACAUGAGAGAGUUAGGUAUUAAACCAGAUAAAGUCACACUGAUUGUUGUGCUCUCUGCAUGUGCUUCAAUUGGAGCCCUUGAUUUGGGAAAAUGGAUCGAGACAUAUGCAUCACAGAGAGGUUUACAAUAUGAUGUCUAUGUUGCCAGUGCAUUAAUUGAUUUCUAUGCAAAGUGUGGAAGCUUGGACAAUGCACUAAGAGUUUUUGAAGAUAUGCCCCAUAGAAAUGAGGUUUCUUGGAAUGCCAUGAUUUCUGCUCUUGCUUUUCAUGGGAAAGCUCAUGAAGCUUUAUCUUUGUUCAGACACAUGAUAAAUGUUGGCACUGCCCAGCCAAAUGACAUCACAUUCGUAGGAGUACUUUCUGCUUGUGUGCAUGCUGGAUUGGUUGAUGAGGGUCGUCAACUGUUUGAUUCAAUGAACUCAUCAUUUGGAUUGGUGCCAAAAAUUGAGCAUUAUUCUUGUAUGGUUGAUCUUUUGGCACGAGCAGGGCAUCUGUACGAAGCUUGGGACUUCAUUGAGAGGAUGCCUAGAAAACCAGAUGAAAUCAUGCUUGGGGCAUUGCUUGGUGCCUGUCAAAAGCGUAGAAAUGUAGAGGUUGGUGAACGGGUUAUUAAACUGCUUUUAGAGAUAGAGCCAUCAAAUUCUGGAAACUACAUUAUCUCAUCAAAGAUAUAUGCAAAUUUGAGAAGGUGGAAUGACUCGGCCAAAAUGAGGGUGUUGAUGAGACGGCAAGGCGUCACUAAGACUCCUGGUUGUAGCUGGAUUGAAAUUGGAGGACAAGUUCAUGAAUUUCAUGCAGGCGAUGAUUUAGAUCACCAUUCAAUAGAAAUAUAUGGAUUGCUGAAUGAGGAAAUGAAGAGGGAAGGCUACAGUCCAAAGGUUGACUGCACAUAGGGAUUGACAAGUCAAGAACUUUACAUCCGCAACCACUAAAACAGUGUGCUUGGGUUUAUUAUCCUUAAGUAGGUCAAUCAGACCUUUUCUUUUAAAAUUUAUUUUCUGUUUCGAUUAAAAGCUCAAAAGAGGAGCGUAACCAUGCGAAUCAUACAAUUAGCAGAUUAGCUACUUUUCUUACCGUUGCAUAUUUGGUGGGGAUUAAGCAGAAAUAUAGUAUACUAGAGGAAUACUUUUUGGGUACUUCUGAGAGCACCAGUUCGUGCUAAGAUAAUCCAGAACUGAACAGUUUCAUUGUAUGGUGCUUGAUUCCACUAGCAGAUUUCUAGGUACAAAUUCUGAAAGAUUAGACUUGAGCAAUUUUGGCCUUUUCACCUUGGUGUCAUCUUUGGUGAAAAACAAGCUGGAGAGGUGCAUCUGGUAUGGACCUAAAUAGAGUUUCCAAACUAAGGAGGCAGAAGAAAAGCAACAAAUACCCUCAUACUUCAUCAGCACCACUAAAUGCGAGUAAUGACAUGGCCCAGAGCACCUCACUUGAAAAGCAUCUAGUGCUUGACCAGCCCACACUUUUCUAACAACUACAUUGCAGAAGUUCUGCAAUGUGUUUGGAAACUCAGAAAAAGGAGAAAAGAGGCUUCUUGAUGAUAAACCGCUGGAAAUUUUGUUAUGUCAGGUAACUAACGUUUUAACUGCUAUCUUGUAACUGACCUUUCCCCUUAUUUACUAUUUUCUAUGAAUCAGAAGUACACUCUCUUAGUUUCUUGAAAAAGUAAAUUUAAGAAAAUGAUAUCUUGUAUUUUCACAAUUACAACGAAAUUUGAGGGCAUUUUUUAUUUUUUCAUAAUUGAGAUUAUUUUGUAGGGUAAGAAAAUAAUAUCUUGUAUUUUCAACACGAUAAAGAAAUUUGAGACAUUUUUUUCCAUAAUUGAGACUAUUGUUUAGGGUUUACAUGUUAUGCACCCCCUUUCCAAAAUUAGCCUAAUUAUUGAAUUCCAUAAUUGUCAAAAUUAAAAAUUUUAAGUGAAAUGUAAAAGAAAAAAGCAUAUAAAGCUUUGGAUUUUGUUAUCAAUGCCUUCAGGAUUUUAGCAUAUUAUAUUUAAACAACAACAGAAAAGUAUAAUAUAUAUAUUUUCACUCACUAAUUGUUGAAUCUGCAUGUUGAUUCUUUGGCCAAAAAAAUUUGCAUGUUGAUUUGCCAAAGAUUGAAAUUAUUUAUUUAAAUGGAUUUUCAGGUAAUAUGCCUGAAAUUUCUAAGCCUUGAAUAUUAAGAGAUUACGAAUUUGAUGUCUAAUAAAACUAAGUGGCAAAUAUUACAUCCUAACUAGUUUGGGAUUAAGGUUUAGUUGUUGUGGGGUCAGAAAUUUGAAGACUUAUGUCCAAACAAGGCAAAGAUUUUCUGAGCUAGUAGUCGAGUACUUGAAAAUUUCAAGAGAGCUCAGGGAGAAGACGAUUUUGUUAAUCUCAGUGCCGAGCUCUUGAUGAAAUGCUUCUAUUUUUCUGGGUUUUCAAAGUUGGGAAUGAAUGGCCACACAACUUGAAGUAAAUUUUACAUUAAGAAGAAGAAGAAAAAUGGGUUCCUUUGGCAGAGUGUGUCAGGGAUCCAUCCUAGUAGAGAAGUUAGUUUCUCCAAUAGUGAUUAAUGGUUAAACCAACUAUAGAGGAAUGGGGAUAUUGAAUGGUGCUCUUUAUCUCCUCAAUUUCUUGAGGAUGUUAUCGAGUUUAAUUUGCUUUUGGAAUUGAAAUCAUAUUUCUUAUUUUUAAAAAAAAAUUAAACAAUUUAUCUUUUGAAAUAUGAAAAUUUAAAAUAUUAAUAAUGAUUAAAUUUAUGUCAUGUGUUAGU
Manihot esculenta (cassava) is the source of this 3871-nucleotide messenger RNA. RefSeq names its product pentatricopeptide repeat-containing protein At2g34400. Gene Ontology annotation, molecular function: RNA binding; protein binding. Gene Ontology annotation, cellular component: intracellular membrane-bounded organelle. Bases 73 to 2031 code for a protein of 652 amino acids. Lineage: Eukaryota; Viridiplantae; Streptophyta; Magnoliopsida; Malpighiales; Euphorbiaceae. The record is from RefSeq and is a predicted model, not a curated record. Gene Ontology annotation, biological process: RNA modification. The transcript is spliced from 3 exons.